This is a messenger RNA of Phycomyces blakesleeanus NRRL 1555(-), 2091 nucleotides long. Its product is annotated as helix-loop-helix DNA-binding domain-containing transcription factor. NCBI's taxonomy places the organism in Eukaryota, Fungi, Mucoromycota, Mucoromycetes, Mucorales, Phycomycetaceae. Gene Ontology annotation, molecular function: protein dimerization activity. The record is from RefSeq and is a predicted model, not a curated record. The transcript has 3 exons. Bases 1 to 2091 code for a protein of 696 amino acids.
AUGCUGCAAGAAACCAACGAACUUGACUUUGACACUUAUAUUGAUACCAUGCAGCGUCCAGUACCCCACAACCACCAACACCAACAGCAACAGCAACAGCAACAGCAACAACUUCAUAAUCAUCAUAAUCAAUUAUUAUUGCAACAACAACAACAACAACAGUCUCGUUCUACACAAUCCAUGUCUCAACCUCAACACAACUCAUUUGGUGCAGCCUCACUUGGUCUAAGAAUGAACCAAGAACUUGCCCGGCCUUCGCUUGGUUAUCCUCAAGAAAGCGUUCCUGAAUACAUCCUUUCGACUGGUAACGAGUACGAAGUCUAUGCCUGGCUCUUCAAGAACCACGAAGCAAAUCGUCAGCAACAGCAGCAGCAACAACUAGCUCAUUCAUCUCCUCCUCACCAAGAGGCUAUAAUCUCAUCUGGUCUCAGCUCACCCCUAUCUUCACCAUCUUCUCCACAUUUUCCCUCCAUAACCAUCCCAGCAUCCCACUCACGGAUGCCCUCCGACCAAAAGUCCGCCUUUGCCUCCAUCAUGGUACAGCAGCAGCAACGACAGCAACAGCAGCAACAGCAACAAAAUAUCAUGAUGGGCCACGACAAACGAACAGAUCAAAACAACAACAAUAACAACAAUUACUCUACACUCGGUCCUCAUAGUAUCUCCUCCCAGAACACAUCUUCAUAUGGUCCUGAGUCUGCAGAUAUGGGAGUCUCGGUGUCUCCAAUUCCAGACUACCCCUAUACUGAUGAACGCCCGCUGAUUUCUGCAUUUGCUGCUAUAGAUCAAUGGAGCCAAAAUGCCUGUGCGGAAUCAGACUCUCACGAUGAACACGAUCACUGGAGCCCUAUCAGAACACCCCCUCACCACUCCCCUACCUUACCAUCCCUGGAGUCAUUCCACCGUCAAUUUAACGGCGUUAUUGAGCCCGAACAAAAGCUAAAGAAAGUGGCACACAAUGCGAUCGAGCGUCGGUAUCGAAACAAUAUCAAUGACCGCAUCCAGGACCUCAAGAAUGUCGUGCCUGCUCUUUACAAGGCCCACAUCCGCGAGCCUGGACCAGGCAAGCGCAGCGACGACGAAGAUAUGGAAGAUGAAGAAGGCACGGGCGAGAUCAUUGACGGUGUCGAGGUUGCCCACAAACUCAACAAGGCAACCAUCUUACACAAGGCAACCGAAUACAUCUCGUUCCUUAAACACAGCAACGACACAAUUGACCAGGAGAACCUGAUUCUACAGCAGCUUCUUUCUCAGCUACCGGGCGGAAACACGGUUCUAAACAGAUUCCAGACCCAGAAACAAAAGUGCAAACAGUCCAAAGAAGAACGUCUUAUGCGUGAACGCAAAGAUGCCCAGGAAAGAGAACGUGCCGAGAGACAGCAGAAGCUCAAAGAACGUGCCGCUCAACGUGCUGCUGUUGCAGAAUUGAUUCCAAAAAAAGAACGCAAGCCAUAUCGUCGUCAGAUAAAACGACAGAGACAGCAGUCUGAUGCAGACUAUAGCCAUACCAACAACAAUAAUAGUAACCAUAACGAUCAUGAACAUGAGCAUGAGCAUGAGCAUGAGCAUGAACACGAACACGAUCAUGAGCACGAGCAUGAUAAUAAUAACGAUAACGAUAAUCAGAGUGGCAGUGGAAAUGGCGAUAAUAUCAAUAUCAGUAUCAAUAGUAAUGGAAUUGGUCAAUCAGAUAAUAGAGUGUUUAUGGCCAUGUUUGUCUGCCUUGCAUUCUUUGCUGCUGCUCCCACAAAGCCUUCAUCUACUUUUACAUCCCCUCGUCACCGUGACAACUACCCACGAUCACAAAUAUUCUCAGCUUAUUAUGGUCAGGCUACCUCUACUCCUCAAAUUAAUUUGAUUUCCUCGCCUGGUAUUGACCUGUGGUCGACCAUUCGUAUUUCUUUAUUCUGUAUGCUUGUCAUUUAUUACCUCGUAUUACCAUUCCUUGGUCGCCUAUUCCGCAUCAGACGUGUGAACCAUCGCCAGAGACGCUUGGCUCGCACCAAGACCAAGAAAGUCAAGGAAGGCAGUGAAACCGAACAAGACCCUAAAACUGUAGGCUAUCAACCCUUAAAGUGGCUUCAGUCAUAA